AUGGUUGUAGUCUUCAUCAGCUCUAAGCAGUGUUUGUUUGAAUCCCUUCAGCCCGGCGUGAUCGACAAGUUCGCUGGAGACACGCGGGCCAUCAUUACCAAGGUGGCCUCAGAGGCUGAGAACAAGGGGUUGUUUGAGGAGGCCGUCAAACUGUACGAGUUAGCCAAGAACGCUGAUAAGGUUCUGGAGCUGAUGAACAAAUUGUUGAGUCCAGUUAUCGCUCAAGUUAGCGAGCCCCAGUCCAACAAAGAGCGACUCAAAAACAUGGCAGUGGCUAUUGCUGAACGGUACCGUACUAACGGUAUAGCUGGGGAGAAGUCUGUGGACAGCACCUUCUACCUGCUUCUGGAUCUCAUGACGUUCUUUGAUGAGUACCACGCCGGCCACAUAGACCGAGCCUACGAUGUGAUUGAGAGGCUAAAGCUGGUUCCCUUAAGUCAGGAGAGUGUUGAAGAACGGGUUGCAGCCUUCAGAAACUUCAGCGACGAGGUAAGAGAUCUGAAAGCAUUAGCAUAA
Sinocyclocheilus grahami is the source of this 516-nucleotide messenger RNA. RefSeq names its product nuclear pore complex protein Nup93-like. Gene Ontology annotation, molecular function: structural constituent of nuclear pore. Lineage: Eukaryota; Metazoa; Chordata; Actinopteri; Cypriniformes; Cyprinidae. Gene Ontology annotation, biological process: protein import into nucleus; poly(A)+ mRNA export from nucleus. Bases 1 to 516 code for a protein of 171 amino acids. Gene Ontology annotation, cellular component: nuclear pore. The record is from RefSeq and is a predicted model, not a curated record. The transcript has 5 exons.